This is a messenger RNA of Necator americanus (New World hookworm), 333 nucleotides long. RefSeq lists its product as uncharacterized. The transcript is spliced from 3 exons. Lineage: Eukaryota; Metazoa; Nematoda; Chromadorea; Rhabditida; Ancylostomatidae. The coding region runs from base 1 to 333 and encodes 110 amino acids. The record is from RefSeq and is a predicted model, not a curated record.
AUGUCCGAGCUUGCAAGGUUUUGUGGAGAGGCGAUAAAGGAAGACCUUAAAGAAGGAACAGCAGAAGUGCUGGUUGACUGCUACAAAUUCUACCUCACGUCUCAAUGCGGCAGCGGUGGCCCUGGCCGUCGGGCAGCUAUGGUGGCGAGAAAGCUAGGGCGUCCCCCAGAAGCGAUGCGCAUUGUCCUCGCCCGGGCAAUGUGGCAAAUAUGCGAGGGCUACCGGCUAGAGGACGAAGCCGGCCAAAGAAAAAACGCCGUGUUGACAUAUGCUGUGUACAGACUAUCGGAUCGCCUGAUGGCUGUAAGAGUAGACACGGGAGAUGUGGAAUAG